Messenger RNA from Electrophorus electricus (electric eel), 2428 nucleotides. It is a transcript of the gene ciz1a, whose product is annotated as cdkn1a interacting zinc finger protein 1a. The record is from RefSeq and is a predicted model, not a curated record. Gene Ontology annotation, cellular component: nucleus. Gene Ontology annotation, molecular function: nucleic acid binding; zinc ion binding. NCBI's taxonomy places the organism in Eukaryota, Metazoa, Chordata, Actinopteri, Gymnotiformes, Gymnotidae.
GUCUCCUAUGGAAAUACCGGUACGUUAGCAUAGCAUAGCAGAUGCGUAGUCGUUUAUGUAGACGGGGAAGAAUAGCGGGGAAGUUUCAACAGGCAGUCGACUAACGUCUUUCAGUUCUGCCUUCUCUGAGCGCUUUCAACCAGUGCACAAAUUUGGAAAGUAUCCACGCUUAAUUAACGUGGAAUAGCCUGCCAAAUUCACCACGAUCUCACGGGCAAUAACAACACGCCGGGAUGUUCAAUCCACACCACCACCAUCAGCAACAACAACAACAACAACAGUUUCAUCAACACCUCCGUCAGCUCCAACAACUAUUGCAGCAGCAACAGCAGGCGCCACCUCCGCCUCCUCCACCUCCGCCGCCACCCCAACCUCCACCGACCCAUCAUAUCCCGCAUCACCAUGGAGGCGGCCGCAGCCCCAUGGCAGUGCCAGCACCUGCACCUCCUCCUGCUCGCAUGGUCAACCUCUGCUCAGCCACUCAGACCAUCAUCGCCCCCAACCCUAUGCUGCAAGGAGCCCUGCUCAUGCAACAGAUGCAAGCAGGAAACAUGAGAAGUUUUGCCAUUGGCGGGCAGCAGUUCCAGCAGUUUUUUGCUGCAGGGUCAAGGUCCUCCAUCUUGGGCCCUGUUCCACUUGGGGUUGCCAUUAAGACCCCACACAUGGGGUUCCCUCCGCGACAUUUCCACCCUCAUGCUCGCUAUUUCAACAAUGACUUCCAGUCACGACAACCUGACAGGAAGCGGGAGAGUGAGCAGAGGCUUGCGGUCGGCCCAGACAGCCAGUUGGGGCCAAGCAGUAGCCGAGAUGAGGUGGCAGUGGCAGCUGAUGUGAGUAGCCAGUCGUCUUCACAGCAGACGGACGAGCCAGCUGGGAAAAAACCGAGGACAGAGGGGCCAGAUGAUUCACUGGAGGCCGAGGCUUCUCUGAGCACUGCUGGAGAUGUAAACACUGCAGACUGCAUACUGGAGGAAGAUGGGACCAUAGCAGGUUCGGAGGCAGCUGAGGCAGGGGAGCAAAGCCGUGCGGCCGAGCAGGUUGAAGGCCCCGAGCCUUCAACCAAAGACGAGGAGCAACAGAGCAGCUCAGCCCAGGUCGACCAUGUCACCACGGAGACUGUGCCUGAGGGCAAGGAGGAUGCAGUCACAUCUGCUGGUACCAGGAGUGGUGAAGGGGCCAAAGAUGAGGUUGGAGAAGCCUCAAACAAAUUUUACUGCUACAUCUGCAACAUCACCUGCCAUAACCAGCAAAAUUUUCAGAGCCAUAUGAAUGGACUGGCCCACCAGCAGAGGAUGAUGGAGAUCCAGCACAUGAGUAAUGCCUGUCUCGUCACACUACUGCCACGCGUACAAGAGUCCCUGCAGGGAGCGCGCAAGGAUGGGGAGAGAAGACCAGGACUGCAGAGGUGGUGUGCUACCUGCCAGACCCACUUCACAACUAACGUGAUGGACCAUCGCAAGACCAAGGAGCACAAGAUCUGUAGCCGUUCUGCUAGCCCCUCCUGCACUGUCUGCAGGGUGCAGUUCAGAACAUCUAAAGAGUUCAUGGAACACAUGCAGUGUGCUGAGCACAAGCAACUUGUGGAACAGCUUUGGAAGGAGACUGGAAAGGAGAGCCUGGAGGACUUGAGUUCGGAUCUGUAUACCGUGGGAAUGGAUGGUGAGGGUAUGAACAGCGAGGAGGAAGAAGACCAAGCUGAUGAAGAGAAUGGACAGCCCCGGCAGGAGGGGCUACCCGUCCAGAUGGAGGUCACACUGGAAGACAUGACGGAGGAUGAGGAGUUUGACCCCGACACCGUUUAUGGUUCCAGCUUUGUAAUUCCCGUGGCUGGGUUUCUGUGCCGGCUCUGUAACCAGUUCUAUCACUUUGAGAAGUCAGCCCUACACACUCACUGCAAAACACUCCAACACUUUGAGAAUCUGAAGAGAUAUAAAACCUUAAAGCUCCAGGAGGACUCAUCUCUGCAGGCUUCAGAAGAGUUGGCUUGCGGAAGCUCAACGGAUCUUCACACCGAGGAUGCAAACCUCACGGCCCAAAAGUCCCCCAGUAGCUCCUCUUCGAGUGGCCCAGAUGUCAAUAACAGUGGACCAGCUCCAGUGAGCUCCUCCGAAAAAGCCACUGAUCAGGGAAGCCUCAUCACUACCACUGCCACAACCGCCACCUCCAUCACCAGCAGCACCACCAGCAGUGACCUGCCUUCUGCCAGCCAGCAGCCAGCGUCUCCUGAGCCGCCCGGCAAGCCCACGGACAAGGAAGAGGUGAUGGUCGCGGAGGAGCCACUGAACGAGGUGGAUGACAUCCCAGAUGUUCCCAGUGUUCCCGACUUUACCGAGGUUCCCAGUGGCGUUGUAGAGGAGAAGACUGGCCGGGGCCGUGGGAGGACGCCGGGAAAGAAAAGGGGGAGAGGAGGAAGACGACGCUGAGGGAG